Aphidius gifuensis is the source of this 974-nucleotide messenger RNA. Its product is annotated as kappa-scoloptoxin(11)-Ss1a-like. NCBI's taxonomy places the organism in Eukaryota, Metazoa, Arthropoda, Insecta, Hymenoptera, Braconidae. The record is from RefSeq and is a predicted model, not a curated record. Gene Ontology annotation, cellular component: extracellular region. Bases 197 to 940 code for a protein of 247 amino acids. Gene Ontology annotation, biological process: lipid catabolic process; digestion. The transcript is spliced from 4 exons. Gene Ontology annotation, molecular function: enzyme activator activity.
UAGACUGUAAAAAAAUUUAAAAAUACCAGAUAUAUAAAAAAUUUAAAUGAAUAAAUUAAAUUUCUCAAUUAUAUUUAAAUUUAAUAAUCAUAAAUUAUUGUGGGCGUAUGUGUGGGAUUUUAUUGCAACGCAAAUCGAUGAUAUUUAAAAUUUUUUAAAAAAACUUUAGUUAUUUGUUGAUUGAACAAACAAAUACAUGAAAUAUUAUUUGAUAAAUAUUUAUGAUAAAACAAGCAUAAAUAUGAUUUUUAAAUUAACAAUAUUAUUGUUAAUGAAUUAUUAUAUUUGUGAUGCAAAAUAUACCAGGAUAAGUAGUAAACCAUCAGAUAUUGUAUUUCAAUAUCGUGAUGGUGCACCAGGAGAAAAAUCACUUGAUGAGUGUAAAAAAAAUGAAGCAUGUAGUGUUAUUUAUAAAAGAUUUUGGAUGCCAAAUUUAUCACAAAGACUUUGUCGUUGUUAUGAUGGUAUUGAGUGUCCUUGGUCAACAAAAAAUGAUAAUCAAUCAAUGUCACUCAAUAAUAGAUCACUUUUAAAGUUUUGUGAGCCAAUAAAUCAUAAAAAAACAUGUAAAUCUCAUCAAAUAGCAGCAAUAGUUAAUGGUAUAAUUGAUGAUGAGCAAACUAAUAUAAUUGUUGAAAGUGUUAAAAUUGAUUGUUCAUGUCCAAAGAGUCAUUAUUGGAAAAUAUCUGAAUACAGUUAUAUUGAUAAUAAGCUUUAUCAAGUAUUUAAAUGUGCAAAGCAAAGAAAAUGUUUGAGCUAUGAAUUUUGUGGUUUUGUUAGAGCUGAUUUUUAUUCAAUUUAUUAUCGUUGUUUAUGUCCAGCUGGGAAUAUUUGUAUAACAAAAUAUGAAAAAUCAGAAAAUAUACAAGAAUUAAUGUACUUGGGAGAGGGUUACGAGGCAUUUUGUGAACCUUGGAAUUCAACAAGUAUAUUUGAUUAGCAGAAAUGAAUGAAUAAGCUUAAAAUGUCUUACU